This is a messenger RNA of Platichthys flesus (European flounder), 2837 nucleotides long. Its product is annotated as golgin subfamily A member 6-like protein 24. NCBI's taxonomy places the organism in Eukaryota, Metazoa, Chordata, Actinopteri, Pleuronectiformes, Pleuronectidae. The coding region runs from base 135 to 2570 and encodes 811 amino acids. The transcript is spliced from 21 exons. The record is from RefSeq and is a predicted model, not a curated record.
CACAGCAGCUUUUAGAAGAAAUGGUCCCUCUUGAGCAGUAGAGGGAGGCAGUGGAAAUAUCUCAGUUUGACAAGAACCUCAGGCACGGAGAGCUCCAUGAAAAGGUCCUGAAGUUGGAGAAGGACCUGCUGCAAAUGAGGUCUGCUGUGGACAGCGGAAGCAAUGAUCAACCAACCGGGAAAAAAAGUGAUUCACAUAGCAGAUCAUUGAGAGAAGAAGAGAUUAAAAGACAGGAGAAGCAAAGGGUUGACACUGAGCUGUGCAGGCUGAGAGAGGCGCUGAAAGAGGCAGAGACAAGAGCGAAAACACAAGAAGAACAACGAAACCAGACCCUGCAGCAACUCCAGAUCUCAACUGAGACACAGAGGGCACUGUUGAGUCAAAUCGAGGAGAUGAAUCAGAGGCUCAGCCACACAGGGUCAAAUCCCUUCGAGGUGGAAGAGCAGCUGAGUGAAGCAAACAACAAAAUCAGCCAAGCAUGCCUGGAAAAAGCCAUCUUGUCAACUCAAGUGCUGAAGCUGGAGGAUGUUGUAAAACAGCUGCAGGCCAAACUGACAGGGGCUCUGUAUCAGAAGGAGAAAGCUGAGCUGCACCAGAGGGCCCAGGUCCUGGAGACGACCCAACCAGGUUCUGGGGUCUGUGAGAUCCAUGACCAAGUGGCUGCUGCAGAGUCUCACACUUACCAACAGGAUCAGGACACGGUUCUGAUGAAGGAAAAAUCAACAUCUCUCACAGAGACACAGAGGGCACUGUUGAGUCAAAUCGAGGAGAUGAAUCAGAGGCUCAGCCACACAGGGUCAAAUCCCUUCGAGGUGGAAGAGCAGCUGAGUGAAGCAAACAACAAAAUCAGCCAAGCAUGCCUGGAAAAAGCCAUCUUGUCAACUCAAGUGCUGAAGCUGGAGGAUGUUGUAAAACAGCUGCAGGCCAAACUGACAGGGGCUCUGUAUCAGAAGGAGAUAGCUGAGCUGCACCAGAGGGCCCAGGUCCUGGAGACGACCCAACCAGGUUCUGGGGUCUGUGAGAUCCAUGACCAAGUGGCUGCUGCAGAGUCUCACACUUACCAACAGGAUCAGGACACGGUUCUGAUGAAGGAAAAAUCAACAUCUCUCACAGAGAUGAAUGAAAAGCUGGCAUGUGAGCUAAAGAUGAUGGAGCAGCAGCUGGACACAUCACGGUCUCAGCUACAGGAGCUGACAGCAGAGAAGGGCGUCAACACCAAACUGAUCAAAGAUCUCGAGGCAGAGCGCUCCGAGCUGAUCAGACAAAAAGAGGAGCUGCUGAGUAAAAUGAAUGAAGGUGGACAUGAGAUGAAGGAAAAGUGCUGCCAGCUCAGGGAAUUUGUGGAGGUUUUGGAAUUAGAAAAGCAGAAGCUGCAGGAUCAGUGUCUGUGUUUGGAGGCUGACGUCCUCGAGAAUAAGGAGAAGUUACAGCUGCUGGAGGAGGAGACUCAGAAACGAGAUGCUGCGAGAGUCAAAAACAUCCAGGAUCUAAAAGCUGUGACUUCACACUGGACUGAGAAAUGGCAAAAGGUGGCCUUGACCCUGCAGUUCACACAAGAGGAGCUGGAGGAACUCAAGAAGAACAACUCCAGAAAUGAAAGGGAAUCUGUCACGCUGCUGAGGGUUGAGCUUGACGCAUGUAAACAGGAGCUGGAGCUGGAAAGGAGCAGGAGUCGGCUGCUGCUUCACAUCUAUAAAGAUGGUGGUGGUGAAGCCGUGCAGCCUCAGGACAAAGAAACGGUGACAGACUUAUCUGAAUCCUCUUUAUUACCGGAGCCACCAGCAGACUCCCACAGGAUCCAAAAGAAAUCCCCACAGGCCUCUGAAGACAGUCAAGAUGAUGAGGACCAAGCAAACGUCUCAACCGUUGACCCACUGCGGACUCAGCAAGAAGAGAGCAUGAGGAUGGCGAAUCAGCAGCAGGAGGAGAAAAUGUCGGCAAUCCAGAAGUUUCAAUCUCUAAAGCAGCUGUAUCCGGUUAAAGAUGAGAAGCCACCUGUGGGAGUCAGGAAGGAUGAAACUCUCUGUCCAGUCAAUCUGGAGACAGUCCAGCAGAACAGAAUGGUCACUGAGCAGUUAAAGAGUUUGUUCAAAGAGCGAGAAGGACAUGAGGCGGGAAAUGUUGACAACACAUCAGCAGCUGCUCAGACUGGGACCUUCCCACCUCAGGACUGGACUCCCACUCCAAAAGCUGUCAGGCCCGCAGUGGACAGGUGGAGCUGUCAGCAGAGUCCUGGUUUGAUGCCAGUGUUGGAGGAGGAUGAGGAGAGCAGUGACCUAGGAGGGGAGGAGGAAGGGUUGGCAGGAAAGGACCAGAUGUCAGCUGGGAGUGCAGAAACCAGCAAUCUGAAGGCAAACAAUGAGAAUCUGCUGCAAGUCAUAAGGCUCAGGCAGCCGAUCCAGGAUCUUCCCACUGCAGCAUCAGACACAUCUUCAGAUAGUGAAGAGCCCCACCUGGCUCACUGUUCAGAUGAGUGGGACCUGCAACCAAGGAGACCGUCCUUCUACCCUGAUGGAGUAUUCCUGGCUGAGCUUGUAGAUAUCUGCAGCCCUGAUGAAGAUGGAGUCUAGGGAUGGGAUGUUUCAGGAAAACGUUGCAUUGUGCAAUAAUUGGUUUACAUAUAUAUUAAUAUACUAACAGGUUAUUAUCUGGUGCUGUACCAGAAAGCCUUUGUACAUUUUAGCUACUAUUGUAUUUAGAAAUAACCUGUUUCGUUAGAUGAUGCUUUUUAAGAAAAUAAAUACUGUGAUGAUUUUGAAGUUAGUCUAACAGAAAGCUGCACUUGGUGAUGAAGCCACCAACCUCAGGUAAUGUGCUUUGUUUAUAUGAUAUAGUUU